This is a messenger RNA of Crotalus tigris (Tiger rattlesnake), 1960 nucleotides long. RefSeq names its product dynein light chain Tctex-type family member 5 (gene DYNLT5). Gene Ontology annotation, biological process: microtubule-based movement. Gene Ontology annotation, cellular component: cytoplasmic dynein complex; cytoplasm. The record is from RefSeq and is a predicted model, not a curated record. The coding region runs from base 289 to 1002 and encodes 237 amino acids. The transcript has 5 exons. Gene Ontology annotation, molecular function: dynein intermediate chain binding. Lineage: Eukaryota; Metazoa; Chordata; Lepidosauria; Squamata; Viperidae.
CCCCAAGCGCGCUAGGCUCCAAGACGAAGUAAUCCCGCAGUGGGGAGAGAAAAGGGGCGCCGAACCCCCCGCUCGGCUUCAGAGACAGAACGGCAAAAGCUGCGGCUCGGGAAGGAGCCAGCCAAGCGGAUGCGCGCGCAGGGCUUUUGCGCUAAUCUCCUCUUUGGUUGGUGACUCCUCUGCGCUGCCGCGGGAAGGUUCGGGCAGACUUCCAGCCGCGUUCUUCGCGCGCUGCGCCCACCUAGCCUGGCAGUCGCCUCCUCCUCCUCCUUCACGCGGGCGCCACAAAUGCUAGCCUGUCUUUCUGCCGCCGCGAGUCGCUCCGCUCCCUUUCUGCACGGCAGCCCUUGGAGGCGGGGGCAAGGUCUGAAGCCGCCUUUUCCUCUCAGCCGUCCUGGGCCUGGGUUGUCGCCCGGGAAACCAGCAACAUCUCCGGCUUCCCAGGGCUGCUGCAGCAAAAGCGUAAAUAUGUCAGAGAUCAUGAAGGAUAAAGCCACCCGCUUGGCCAAGAACAGAGGCAGCAUAUCUUCUAUGGGGAGCCAUGAGAUCAGAGCAAAGGAUUUCUUUGGAAGAAACAAAGACUCUGUAAGUACUGUGUCAUAUAUGGAUGAACCUGGCCACCAUGAGGAUAGUCUGCGCCCAGUUAUUCAGAUGGAGAACACAUACCAAUUAGGUCCUACAAAGUAUUUCCCAAUCACUGCUGUGAAUAAUAUCUUGAAGGAUGUGGUAAUAAGUUAUCUACAGGAAGAACAAUAUGAAGCAGAGUUGUGCAGGCAAAUGACUAAAACUAUAUCUGAGGUAAUAAAAGCCCGGAUAAAAGACCUGAUGGUACCAAGAUACAAAAUUAUUGUGAUUAUAUAUAUUGGACAGCUAGGUAAACAGAGCAUGCAGAUUGGAAGCAGGUGCCUUUGGGACACUACAAGUGAUACUUUUUCUUCAUACUCCUUUAAAAAUAGAUCAUUGUUUGCUCUUGCAAAUGUCUAUGCUCUUUACUCUGAAUGAUGAUGCAAAAAAUGUGAGCUGAAAAACAAACUAGGUCUUAUUUUUGAAUUACACUUCUAUCCACAUUUACAUAAUGAUAUUAAUAACCAUUAAUAUUAUUAAUGUGUUAAUAAACCAAUGAGCAUGGUUGUUAUGUUUGCUAAGUAAUCUAUUAAUUAUGGAAGAAAAAGUCAAUUACUUUUUGAGACAGCAUAUUGUAAUUGCAACUAAUGACACAGAACUAUUUGGUCCUGGAUACAUUGGUGCUUAAAAAUUUGUGAACCCUUUUGAUUUUUCAGUGGUUCUGCAUUUAUGUAGUUUGAUAUCAUUUUCCUCAAUAAAUAAAUGAACAAGUAUAAUGUUCUUGACUCAUUAGUUUAAUUAGGUUCUCUUUAGUGUGGAGAACAGGUCCUAUUUUAAGUAAUAUUUGUGCAGAAAUAUUGAAAAUUCAAAAGGACUCACAAACUUUUAAGCACCACUGCAGAUUUUCAGAAAAAGAUUCAGUAUCCCUGAUAUAAUACCUGUGAUAGAAUAAUAGAUAUGAAUAUGAGAUCCAAUUACCUAUGUUUACAUUCUUGAAUAAUGAUUGGUAUAUAACUGUAAUAAGCAGAUUUGCUUAUACUUAUACAGGUAAUUAGUUGGAAAGGUAAGCUAAUCCAUUUAACAUGUAAUUUGGCUUUUCAGAGAAAUUGGUAUGUGUUAAUAGAAAAACAUGGGAAACUAUAUGGUACUGUACACAUUAGAUAAUAGCAGUAGUAAUUAAAGUGUUCUUUUUCUUUUUAUAAAAUAAUUAGAUAAGAACAUAACUGGUUAAGGACCAGUCCACUUCCUAAAAGGUUGCCUAUUGAGCAGCUAAAAUUAAAUAUUAUAAAUAUAAAAAUAUAAAUAAAUCACUUGUUAAAUGUAUUGAUAAACUGAAUAAAGUUUUAAGAAAAGAAAUCUAAAUAUUACCAUUUGAAAUAAAAAUGUGUAGAAACCA